GAUUCCCGAGGUCAAAAUAUACAAGAAUCCAGUGAAAAAUCAAUUAUUUAUACCUGACCCCAAAACCAACAUUUUUCAAAAUCUAUUGUGAUACCAUAGUGAUACGUUCCGACUAAUUUUCACCUCAGGAACACGAAUAUGCCGAGUAAAUUGAGCACAGGAUAAAACUGAUGAUAAAAUCCCAAAUUUUUUGUUUUCGAAGACGAAAAACUCGCAAUUCAUUGAUUAAUUAGCAAGUUAGAUCAAUUAAGCAACUGCACGAUUGACUAUUCGCCUACGUAAAAAGUAGAAGCGUGCUGCUCGGUUUUGCCAGUCAAUAAGUUUAGGCAUCUUUGAUAUAUACAUAAAAGAAAGCUAUAUCUUAUGAAUCUAAAAUAAUAGAAUUCCAGCUAUUGGAUGGCGAAUGCCCCUUCGAAUUUUUUUUUCAAUUUUGGGGUCAAACAUCAACAUUUUUUUCAAUUAGGUUUUAUAUGGUGGCGAAUGAAAAAUUACCUCGUAUAUUUUGUGGAUUCUUCGAGUUCACGAGUCGAUUUAAUAUCCGGCGAGUUUUCGCGAGUUUCGACUCGGAUAUGAAUUGUUUCUGAAAGCAAAAAGGGAUUAUUGUAUUUGGCGAGAUAGAGGAGGGAUCUCUUUGAACUAAGGAACAAGACAAAACAGAGUUUAGACAGUAACGAAACGAUACGUAUAAUUAAUUCAGUGAUUGAUGACAUCUUGGUAAAUUUCUGAAAAGAGGAUGAUACUGAUCGGUCGUUGUGACUCGAUUCAUCUUCUGAUACUCUCGCAAAAACUUCUCUCUGUUAUCUACUCGAUUAACUAACGAAAACAGCGACCAUUAUCACUCUAAAAAAUAGUGGCGAGGCCAUUUCUAUCCUGCUUUGCCGUCAACGAUCGCCGCUUUGAUCCUGGGGGAUUUCUGGAGGACUCAUGGCCCCGCAACUACUCGCCUGGUCAUCUCACCUCCCGGAGGAAUGCAGCUUCAUUUAAUCAGAUUCGACCUAUUUCUACCGCUACUUGUCAGCUUGAUGAUCGUUGAAGCUCUAGAAGAAUUGUCACCCGUUUCGACACUUACGGCCAAACCUAUUGCAAUGUCAUUCGAACGAGUUUCGUCUUCCUGGGCAAGAAAUGGGGAAGGCUCCGAUGGCUUUCACCCUGAGUUUGUUUUAAAAUCAGCUGAAAUCGGAGGAUCGAUGUCACAUUUUGAUCAAAAAAUUGGUGGGCCUUGGCGUCGUCGUGCUGUUGGCAACCGAAAGGUCAGCAAAAUGACCUAUCCUAGCGCUAAUUAUUCCACGGCAAAGUUGGCGGAAAAAAUGGCAGAAGAAGCUCUCAGCUCCAGAGAAAUGCAGAACACAAUCAAAGAACUGACCUCUCUGAAAGGCCACAUCAAACAACAUGUACAAGAAAGGGUGGAAGAACUGGAAGAUCAAAUGGAAAAAAUAUCUCAGUCAACCAAAUCGACGACCCAUAGCCCACCGAAAACGACCGUUAGGAACAAAGCUACGCACAAAAGGCACAGAAGCCAUGCCGCGCGAAAGCCCAAAGGGCAUCGGAAGCCAAAUCGGAAACAUCACCGUCCAAAACAUCAUUCGAAACGUCAUUAUCCAAUGAAUCCUCAAAGUCGGGACGUAAAAGGGAGAACAGAAAGUCCGUGAGUGGAGAAAGAGAACCGGAGCUGAAGAAGAUGCGUAGAUCAGCGGAAUCGGUCGGUUUCC
Molecule: messenger RNA, 1709 nt
Organism: Athalia rosae (coleseed sawfly)
Lineage: Eukaryota; Metazoa; Arthropoda; Insecta; Hymenoptera; Athaliidae
Exons: 3
Coding region: 969-1649 (226 amino acids)
Source: RefSeq, a predicted model, not a curated record